Messenger RNA from Colletotrichum siamense, 483 nucleotides. RefSeq lists its product as uncharacterized. Lineage: Eukaryota; Fungi; Ascomycota; Sordariomycetes; Glomerellales; Glomerellaceae. The record is from RefSeq and is a predicted model, not a curated record. The transcript has a single exon. The coding region runs from base 1 to 483 and encodes 160 amino acids.
AUGGAAGGCAACUGGGUUCACAUUCCUACUCCUCCCUCGACGACCCCGAGACAGCGCCGUCGCGACAUCCAAUCCCCCGAGACUCAAAGAACGCCUUGUCCUAACGGCCAGCAUCGCUACGUGCCGCAGCUCGUGGGAAUCUUCGACAUCGACAUCCCUGAUCAACUCGUCUCCGAUUUGACAAUCGCUGACAUACAACAGCAUAUCUCACACCUGAUCGCGGGAGAGCCGAGACUUCGCGCGUCCGCGCCAUCUCCACCUGCCUCCGCUCCGCGUCCCUACCGCCGGCCGGGCAGUGCUAGUCUCCGCAGACAAUGCACGGACCCACCUGAGGGACAGGGCGUCGAGAUGCCUCGUCUUUCACGAAUGCCUCCAAACGAAACCUCCUUGAGGUGCAGGUGUGAGGAGUGCAUGUGUCCGAGAUGCCGACUUUUACGGGGACAUGCUGACGGAGGAACAGAGGAGAUUCUGCGGGUACUGUAG